Messenger RNA from Pseudogymnoascus verrucosus, 1389 nucleotides. RefSeq lists its product as uncharacterized. Bases 529 to 1215 code for a protein of 228 amino acids. The transcript has a single exon. The record is from RefSeq and is a predicted model, not a curated record. NCBI's taxonomy places the organism in Eukaryota, Fungi, Ascomycota, Leotiomycetes, Thelebolales, Thelebolaceae.
CUGUAAACUAAACUAAAUAAUAUCGUAUCUCAUAUGUAACCGAUCAUCCAACAUCCAACAUCCAACGUCGAUCUCCCUCCGUAAAAAUUGCUCUAUCCGGUCGCCGUGCCCUCCCCUCCGCCGAUCAAAUCUUAAACGAAGCAAGGGGCGCCCGCAUAAACCUGUCAAGAGUCUCGGCUCCCCGUCACAACUGGAGCACCAACAAAAACAAGCAAGGCAGAAGCCCCAAUGUGAUUCAGAAUUUCCCGAAAUGGCAUGUAGCAAUUUGCCUCGUAUUCCAGUUUGGUGGCGCCGCUUGCCGUGCUGAGUCGCUCGGUUAGGGAAAGAAGGGAAUGUAGGUUUUUGGUUAAAGUUUUGGCUGUGCCGCUUCUUCCAUCCCUCUUGUUUACUCAACCUCGUUUUCUUCGUUCUGUCUGCUUCAUCACAGUCGUUACUCAGUUACAGUCUACAGUCGUUACACUUCACACUUACUCAGUCAAUCGCUCAUUCACUCACCACUACAACCACCACCCCAACAAACAAGCCAAGAUGUUCAACUCCCUCCUCCUCACCACCGCCACCCUCCUCCUCCUCACCACCCCCAUCCACGCCGUCUGCGGCAUCCACACCUUCGGCCACUGCGAAGACAUGAUCACGCACUGGUACGACCCCCUCACCGGCGAGAUCUGCGACCCCGUCGACUGCGGCGGCGGCCGCGCACCCCCCAAGACCAACGUCCCCGGCUGCGGCACCAUCCCCUUGGGCCCGGCAUCAUACCUCUCGUGCUGGAGCAGCGGGUUCACCGGCGCGCCUGGCCCAGCGACGGUGGCGGAGCAGAAGACAACUGAGGAGGCGGCGCCAGUGAAGACGACCGCGCCGGUGGAGGUGCAGGCUACUACUGUGGUUUCGCAGGCGGUUGAGACACCGGCGACGAAGGAGAGUACGGCGGUUGCUGCGCCGUCGUCGGUGGAGGGAGGUCAGGAGGGGAGCAGCGCGGUUGAGUCGACGAAGGCUGCGAGCAGCAGCCCGGAGACGACUUUGCCGGCUGUGUUGCCGUCGGGUGGACAGACGACUGGAGGACAGACUGGUGCGCAGACUGGUGCGGCCAAUGGGACGGUUACUUCGAGCUCGACUUCGGCACCGAAGACAACGGAUGGUACGGGUGCGGGUGCGGUUGUGAGGGGAUCGGUGAUGGCUGUUGUGGGUGCUGUGGUUGGGGUUAUUGUGCUUGUUUAGGAGGGAUAUGGGGAUAUGUAGGAUAGGAUGGGGUUGUAUGAGCGGGCGAUACUUUGUAUGGGCAGAUAGCACAGGAUGUAAGGGGUUGCAUAUAGGUGUAGUAAUAGAGAUACGCUAAUGCUAUGCUUAUAUGCAGCCCCUUAUUUAACAGACAGAAUCUACUUCCAUUAUGCA